Physella acuta is the source of this 594-nucleotide messenger RNA. Its product is annotated as angiopoietin-related protein 2-like. NCBI's taxonomy places the organism in Eukaryota, Metazoa, Mollusca, Gastropoda, Physidae. The record is from RefSeq and is a predicted model, not a curated record.
ACAGGUCUGCUAGUUGUUGCACUUGUCAUCACACUACAAUCUCUAUACACUGGCGCUGAGCACUGGAACGGGGUUUACGAUGCACCACGUUGUCCAAUACGAAUGUGUCUGACUGGGCCUCCGCCAGUUUGUGAGAAAUUAAAAAUGAAGCCUUGCUAUGCAGAUCGGGAAGUUAUGACAAUGUUUGGGAAAAACUUCUUAUGCGAUACCAAAACAGACGGAGGUGGUUGGAUUCUUAUGCAGCGUCGAAUUCGCCCUGGUGUAAAUUUUAAGGAAAACUGGCAAACAUACAAAGAAGGAUUUGGCACGUUAAGUGGUGACUUCUGGAUUGGACUGGAUUUUAUCUACUUGCUAAUGACGCAACACAUAAAUGCACAUAAUAACAGCCAGUUCUACACAAUUGACAGGUCUGACGGAUAUAAUUGCGCAGCACAUUACGAAGCAGGCUGGUGGUUUAACCGAUGCUACACCGCAUAUUUAAAUGGUGUAUGGGUUGAGACAAGCAGAUAUGAAGGCAUUCACUGGGAUGCACUAGGUAAAGAAGUCCACACUUUACAGUCCGUGGAGAUGAAACUUCGAAAGAAGAAUUAUUAG